Messenger RNA from Myotis brandtii (Brandt's bat), 5009 nucleotides. RefSeq names its product poly(A) polymerase alpha (gene PAPOLA). The coding region runs from base 593 to 2932 and encodes 779 amino acids. Gene Ontology annotation, molecular function: poly(A) RNA polymerase activity; RNA binding. The transcript is spliced from 22 exons. The record is from RefSeq and is a predicted model, not a curated record. NCBI's taxonomy places the organism in Eukaryota, Metazoa, Chordata, Mammalia, Chiroptera, Vespertilionidae. Gene Ontology annotation, cellular component: nucleus.
CACAACAUGAGGAACUGUAUUUAAAGGGCCAGAAGGUUGAGAACCACUGUUCUGGGAGGCAAAGAAUUUAAAACUUCAACUUCACCGCCUCUGGCUCCUGCCUGCCCCGCCCUUGCACCCAACGGCGUGAAGAUGGGAGGCAGAUCCGAGUGGAGCGUGCCUCGGGCUGCGUUCCUCACCCUCUUGCUGGGGGCGGGAGGGAAGGCUCCAGGCCCCACCCUAGGGAGAGGCGAGGGCCGGGUCGCACAGCCUCCCUCGGGGAAACUGAGCGGAUUUGACAGGAGAGAUCCACCCGCCACAGCUCCAAGACCCGCUUAAAAGGCCGUCGGUCGCCGGCGCCCGAUGUUGUCCCGAGCGACAGCAUGCCCCGUCGGUUCCGUCGCUGGUUUCGGGGUGCAAUGAGCUCGCGUUACCGAAGGGGCGGUCCCUGCCCUGCCCUACGAACUUCUUCAUUCAACAAACACUUCUCAGGAGCCCGCCCAGGGGCAUCCGAGGACUCAAGAGCCGACAAGAGCCAGCUCCGGGUACUUCCGGCUAGGUGGGUCCCCCAGACACCUCUGCACCCCACUCCGCACGACCACUUUCCACAGGGAUGAGGCCGAGUCUGACUCUGCACAGCAGGAGGAAGCCGUUAGGUAACGCGUUGCAACCCCAAGGCACCCACCCACGAGACCGCGUCCUGCGCCCCGUGCUCGCUCGUCCAGUUACAACGCAGGGAUCACAGCAAACACAGCCGCCACAGAAGCACUAUGGCAUUACCUCUCCUAUCAGCUUAGCAGCCCCCAAGGAGACCGACUGCCUGCUUACACAGAAACUAAUUGAGACUCUGAAACCCUAUGGGGUUUUUGAAGAAGAAGAGGAACUGCAGCGCAGGAUUUUAAUUUUGGGAAAAUUAAAUAACCUGGUAAAAGAGUGGAUACGAGAAAUCAGUGAAAGCAAGAAUCUUCCACAAUCUGUAAUUGAAAAUGUUGGAGGAAAAAUUUUUACAUUUGGAUCUUACAGAUUAGGAGUACACACAAAAGGUGCCGAUAUUGAUGCGUUGUGUGUUGCACCAAGGCAUGUUGAUCGAAGUGACUUUUUCACCUCAUUCUAUGAUAAGUUGAAAUUACAGGAAGAAGUAAAAGAUUUAAGAGCUGUUGAAGAGGCAUUUGUGCCAGUUAUCAAACUGUGUUUUGAUGGGAUAGAGAUUGAUAUUUUAUUUGCAAGAUUAGCACUACAGACUAUUCCAGAAGACUUGGACUUACGAGAUGACAGUCUGCUUAAAAAUUUAGAUAUAAGAUGCAUAAGAAGUCUUAACGGUUGCAGGGUAACCGAUGAAAUUUUACACCUAGUACCAAACAUUGACAACUUCAGGUUAACUCUGAGAGCUAUCAAACUGUGGGCCAAACGCCACAACAUCUAUUCCAAUAUAUUAGGUUUCCUCGGUGGUGUUUCCUGGGCUAUGCUAGUAGCAAGAACUUGCCAGCUUUAUCCAAAUGCAAUAGCAUCAACUCUUGUACAUAAAUUUUUCUUGGUAUUUUCUAAAUGGGAAUGGCCAAAUCCAGUGCUAUUGAAACAGCCUGAAGAAUGCAAUCUUAAUUUGCCUGUAUGGGACCCAAGGGUAAACCCCAGUGAUAGGUACCAUCUUAUGCCUAUAAUUACACCAGCAUACCCACAGCAGAACUCCACGUACAAUGUGUCCGUUUCAACACGGAUGGUCAUGGUUGAGGAGUUUAAACAAGGUCUUGCUAUCACAGAUGAAAUUUUGCUGAGUAAGGGAGAGUGGUCCAAACUUUUUGAAGCUCCAAACUUCUUUCAAAAGUACAAGCAUUAUAUUGUACUUCUAGCAAGUGCACCAACAGAAAAACAACGCCUAGAAUGGGUGGGCUUGGUGGAAUCGAAAAUUCGAAUCUUGGUUGGAAGUUUGGAGAAGAAUGAAUUUAUUACACUGGCUCAUGUGAAUCCCCAGUCAUUUCCAGCACCCAAAGAAAAUCCUGACAAGGAAGAAUUUCGCACGAUGUGGGUGAUUGGAUUAGUGUUUAAAAAAACGGAAAACUCUGAAAAUCUCAGUGUUGAUCUCACCUAUGAUAUUCAGUCCUUCACAGAUACAGUUUAUAGGCAAGCAAUAAACAGCAAGAUGUUUGAGGUGGACAUGAAAAUUGCUGCAAUGCAUGUAAAAAGAAAGCAACUCCAUGAACUACUACCUAAUCAUGUGCUUCAAAAAAAGAAAAAGCAUUCAACAGAAGGUGUCAGAUUGACACCUCUGAAUGAGAACAGCCUCGACUUGUCUAUGGACAGUGAUAACAGCAUGUCUGUGCCUUCACCUACUAGUGCUAUGAAGACCAGUCCAUUGAACAGUUCUGGCAGCUCUCAGGGCAGAAACAGUCCUGCUCCAGCUGUGACAGCAGCAUCUGUGACCAACGUCCAGGCCGCCGAAGUUCCUGCGCCACAAGUGGAUUCCAGUGAAAGCUCAGGGGGCAAGGGAAUUGGUUUGACAGGUACAUCGAGCGAGAGCAUUCCUCAAACUGCCACACAGCCAGCCAUUUCAUCACCACCAAAGCCUGCGGUCUCCAGAGUGGUUUCUGCAACACGCCUGGUCAACCCACCACCACGACCUUCAGGAAAUGCAGCAACAAAAAUACCUAGUCCCACAGGAGGGGUCAAGAGGAAAUCCUCACCUCACAGAGAAGAAAGUCCCAAGAAAACCAAAACAGAAGAGGAUGAAACAAGUGAAGAUGCUAACUGUCCUGCUUUGAGUGGACAUGAUAAAACAGAAACGAAGGAACAACUUGAUACAGAGACAAGUACAACUCAAUCAGAGACUGUUCAGACAGCGGCUUCUCUGUUGGCCUCUCAGAAAACAUCCAGUACAGACCUUUCUGAUAUCCCUGCUCUCCCUGCAAAUCCUAUUCCUGUUAUCAAGAAUUCAAUAAAACUGAGAUUGAAUCGGUAAAAACAACCUCAGGGGUCCAUAAACAAUAUCUGCCAACUCAACCUGUUGUCUUCAAAUGCUAAGAAAGGAGACUGGAGGGUACAAGACUAGACAUGGCUGAACAUGGAUGUAGGUUUGUGUGACCUCCCUUACUGGGCUAAGCAGCACUUGAUCGGAAGUCCAGGUUAGUAUGUGAAGCCAGGAGUACUAUUAUUAUUGUGUUAGCAACAGUUGCAUUAACUAUUUUAAAAAAUUACUGCCUUUAAAAAAAAACAAAAAACACAAAACAAACACACACACAAAAAAAACCCAAACCUCAAGCUAUAUUUGUAUCCUUAAUUGACCAUCUGGAUUGGGUUUAUGUUUGAUGCAUUGUUUGGAAAAUUUGCGAUACAAACUAGCAUAAGAACUCCUUAUUCUGAUGAUGCACUUUUAUGUAUUUUCGCUUUAGAAAGUAGUACUAAUUUUAGAUUUCAGCCUGAUGGAUUUCAUUUUUUCUUGAAGAAUUUCUUUUCCCAUCAAUCUUCAAAUCGGAUACCAUUCUGCAGCGGUGUACUGUUGUACUUGAGAGCAAGGCUAAGAGUAUGUCUAAGUCAGUCCCUGUGAGGCAGCUGUAACCCUUCCGAAGGAAAUGUCAAUUCUAAGAUAUGUGUUUGACAUUGAAAGAAUAAUUAGGAAAUACUUGGAUUGAUGGGGGUCGUGAUUAAGAAAUGAUAUAUUUGUUUUAUUUAUAGAAUUGUUUAGAGUGCAGAUAAAUCAGCGAUCAGCCAGCAGAUCUUUUUCUUUGAGCUUAUUAAAGCUCGGUAUUGUUUUGCCUUUAGUCUGUGGUCUUUGAAACAGACAAAAGCAUUUUGCUCCCUCCCCCUUGUUUUCCUUUUUCCCUUUCUGCUUGUAUGCAUAAUGUAGGAUUUAGUCCACACAAAACAAAAUGCCAGUAUUUUCUUAAGCAGUGGUGUGGAGCCAGUGACCCUGUGCCACGGGCCCAGGACACUGGAUUAUGGUCCCGUGGCCGGAACUCCAGGAGGACUAACGGAAUGCCUGUGAACAUGGGGUCCGUCUUGGACAGCACUCGAUCCUACAAAGGAGGGAUGUUGUACACUCCACAGAACUCUGGUCUGUAGCCAAGCUGGUUUUCAGUUUUAAACAUGUGGGCGAAAAGGCGUUUUCUCCAAGAAUUUUAAACUAAUUUUUAUUUUUAAAUGGUUGACCAAAUUUGUCAGUAAAUUUUACAUCUAGAAACAUUUAAAAAUCAUUUCUAGCACUCACUUGACAUCUAGUCAGCUCUCUCUACACCUUUUUCAUUUUAUUUUAUCCUGUCAGUAGAUUAGGAACUCUUUAAAGAAGGCAAUUCCUCAUAAUUAAGCACCAGAACAGCCAUCUUCAUGACUGUGAGGGAUGCUAGAUGUUGAUAAACUUCCUCUUAAUCUGGACAAAGCAAACCUAACAGAUCUUCCCGAUGAGCAUGUUUUACGAAUCCUCCGUUGUGCUCCAUCCUGUCAUGUGCAUCUUCAUGUUAAACUGCAAUUACUUAAACUCUCCCCUGUCCUUCUAAAUUAAUUUUCCAAAGUUGAAGUGUAGUCUUCCCCUUAGGCCAUGCAUUAAUUGAGGCUUUCUUUUCACCAUACUUUGUAACAUCUAGUAUACAACAUUUCUACUUCCCACGUCUUCACUCUGCACAGUCACCGGCCCUGUCUCCACCACCAGAGAAAAAGGGUCACACUACCAGGGCAAGUGACAAGGUGGCUGGGUGUUUUGUGUAGCUUCAGAGUUAGAUUGAAAUUGCCAGGCACAGAUUUAGUCUUGUCAUUUGUUUACACAUUGGGGGGAAAAAAUUCAGUUUAUUCAACGUUUCCUGUAACUGCACCCAAGUUUUGCCACGCUGGGAACUUGGACCUUUUCUGUGUAGUGACUUUUUAAUUCUAGUUUCAUAACCUGGAGAUCGGACUGUUGCUUUCGCAUGAUGUACGUAGUGUCUCAUGACUGGAGUUUGCUUUGUUUUAUAGUAUCUGUACUCCUUGUAUUUUUCAAGAGCUAUUUUGUAAACAGAUGAUGUAUUUCUCCAUUGAAAACACAAUAAAAAAACAACAGCACAAUCCUA